Diplodia corticola is the source of this 963-nucleotide messenger RNA. Its product is annotated as glutaredoxin domain-containing protein. The record is from RefSeq and is a predicted model, not a curated record. Bases 1 to 963 code for a protein of 320 amino acids. Gene Ontology annotation, molecular function: glutathione disulfide oxidoreductase activity. The transcript is spliced from 2 exons. NCBI's taxonomy places the organism in Eukaryota, Fungi, Ascomycota, Dothideomycetes, Botryosphaeriales, Botryosphaeriaceae. Gene Ontology annotation, biological process: cellular response to oxidative stress. Gene Ontology annotation, cellular component: cytoplasm; fungal-type vacuole; Golgi lumen.
AUGCCGACCAUGCGCUCGCAGCGCCGCAUGAAGUUCUUCGCCAUACUCGUGCUCCUCGCAGUCCUCACUACCCUCUACCUGACCUCUGCCGCCCGCCAGACCCGCGAGUCGGCAUUCUACACACGCACCCAGAGCGCCAUCAGCGAGCGCGAGCGCACCGCUAAUUCUGUUGUUGAGCCCAAUCUCGCCACUGACGACGAUGUCAGCAAGCGCCUGAAGGCUGCAGAAGACAAGGCGAAGAAGAGCGCCAAUAACAAGGGCAACCGCAUUCAGGAAGUCGUUGCUGCCGGCGACGCCGAGAAGGAAAAGGACAGGGUCAGCGGCAAGGUGAGCCAGCAGAACGCCAGGGUCGAAAAGGACACAAAGGUCGGCGAGCACGAUGAGGUCACGGGCGAGAAGAGCGUCGCCGGCCGCGUCAUCAUGAAGGACAGCAGCAAGGCCGCCGAUGGCGUUGACGGCGUUGCCAAGGUGGGUAAUGUCGGCGAUAGCGUCAAGGCUGCCGCCUCGUCCAAGGCCACCAGCGGUUCCGACGCCGGCGAGGAGACGCAGGAGGAACAUGAGGCCGAGCUUGAGAUCAACACCAUCCUAAAGAAGAGUCCGAUCAUCAUCUUUUCCAAGUCGUAUUGCCGCUUCUCCGCAAAAGCCAAGAAGAUCCUGCUCGAGGACUACUCCAUCACUCCUGCGCCAUAUGUCGUCGAACUUGACCAACACCCGCUCGGCUCUGCAAUCCAGGCUCAGCUUCAGAAGUCUACCGGCAGGUCGACCGUUCCCAACGUGCUCAUCAAUGGCAGGAGCAUUGGCGGCGGCGACGAUAUCGAGACCCUGCAUCUCAAUGGCAAGAUUGAAGAGACAAUCCGCAGCAUGGGCGGCAAACGCAUAACUGAGGCGAGGCCGGCCGCUGAGGCUGCUACAGAGAAAAGCGGUCUCAAGAGGAGAAGAAUCAAGCGCACUCUGAAUGCUUAA